AUGACAUUAAAGAUUAAACUUCAGUCUGGGAACACGUGUGAUCUGGUAACACGUGUGUGUGUGUGUGUGUGUGUGUGUGUGUGUUGCGCAGGUGCGGGCGAUCAGAACCUGUUCACAGCCCUGUACGGAUCACUGACCCAGCAGCUGCCCAGAGAGCCCAUGGAGUGGAGGAGGUCUUACGGACGAGCACCGAAGAUGAUCUAUCUGGAGGCUAAUUUUGUCCAGUUUAAGGAGGAACUGCUUCCUAAAGAAGGGAAUAAAGCUCUGCUGACGUUCCCCUUCCUGCACGUCUACUGGACUGACUGCUGCGACUCGGAGGUGUACAAGGCAUCGGUGAAGGAGGACAUGCAGCGCUGGCAGGCUGCUCUGCGUCUGCACGGUUCGGUGGAUUGGCUCAUCGCGGUGGUGGAGAGCGACAACAAGAAGAAGAACAAGACCAACCUCCUGCCACGCACCUCCAUCGUCGACAAGAUCCGCAGCGACUUCUGCAACAAGCAGAGCGACAGGUGUGUGUCUCUGUGCGAUCCGCUAAAGGAGUCGUCGCGCUCGCAGGAGUCCUGGAGCUCGUUCCUCACGAAGCUCCGCACGCUGCUGCUCAUGUCCUUCACCAGGAAUCUGGGCCGCUUCGAGGACGAGAUGAGGACGCUGCGAGAGAAACGCACCGAGCCCGGCUGGAGCUUCUGCGACUACUUCAUGGUGCAGGAGGAGCUGGCGUUUGUGUUCGAGAUGCUGCAGCAGUUUGAAGACGCUCUGGUCCAGUAUGAUGAACUAGACGCUCUUUUCACGCAGUAUGUGCUCAACUUUGGCGCUGGAGACGGCGCUAACUGGCUGGGCUCGUUCUGUCAGCCGGUGCGCAGCUGGAACGGGCUGCUGCUGCGGCGGCCCAUCGACAUGGAGAAGCGUGACCUGAUCCAGAGAGGAGAGGCCAGUCUGCUGGACCUGCGCAGCUACCUGUUCUCCCGCCAGUGUACGCUGCUCAUCUUCCUGCAGAGACCCUGGGAGGUGACGGCCCGCGCGCUCGAGCUGCUGCACAACUGCGUGCAAGAGCUGCGGCUGCUGGAGGUGUCUGUGGUGAGCGGCGCUCUGGACUGCUGGGUGUUUCUCAGCUGUCUGGAGGUCCUGCACCGGAUAGAGGGCUGCUGCGACCGCAGCCAACUGGAGGCCAACACCUCCCACACCGUGGGCCUGUGGACCUACGCCACGGAGAAGCUGAGGUGUCUGGGUGAUCUGUGUGGUCUGGUGUCCGAGAACGGCCCGAACUCUGAGGACCUGAACAAAACCGUCGACCUGCUGGCUGGUCUGGGAGCAGAGAGACCCGAAACGGUGAACAGUCCUCAGAGUCCGUAUAAGAAGCUGAAGGAGGCGUUGUCGUCUGUGGAGGCCUUCGAGAAACACUAUCUGGAGCUGUCUCACGCCGCUAUGGAGAUGUAUAAGGCGAUCGGGCGGCUGCGUUCAGCUCGGCUGGUGGGGAAGAGUCUGGCCGAGUUCUACAUGAGGAAGGGUGACCCUCGGAGUGCUGAGAACUUCCUGCUGGAUUCUCUGAAGUCGUACGUGUCGGAGAGCUGGAGUCUGCCGCUCACACACACACGCAAACAGAUCGCAGAGUGUCAGAAACAGCUGCAGAAGAUGGACGAAUACCUGCAGACGAGUGCUCUGCUCGCCAGCGACACCAACCUGAGCGAUGACGAGAGGAGACACUUCUGCCAGGAGAUCCUGACCUUUGCCAGCCAGACCGCAGAGGGCAAAGGUCAACAGAAAGAUGCUCGUGUGGCUCUGAGCAUGAGCUCCUUCACUCGGCUGCAGGAGCUGCGCUUCCGUCCGUCCUCGGCGCUGGUGCAUGUGAGCGCCGCCCUGCAGCUGGAGCUGCGUCUCUGCAGUCUGAUGCCCGUUCCUGUGACGCUGGAGCAGAUCUCCGCCAGCAUACACUUCACACAGGAGCAGCCGGGCUCCACGGCUCAGAAACGGGCCGCUCAGAACCCCGACGGCACCGUGACCUUCCCCGCAGCCAGCCCUGCGUCUGCGUCUGCGUCUGCGCUGGAGCUCUGUGAGAUCCUGGAGCACAGUCCAUCCGAUAACGUGCUGAGCUCCGCCGGCGUGGCCUGCAGGAACAUGCACCUGCUGAUGCGCCAGAACGACAGCGCCACCUCGCUGGACACGCCUAACACCGCACUGACCGCACUCACUCUGGAGGACGGAGCGCAGAUGCUGAGGGCCAGUGAUGUCACGCUGUUGCCUGGCAACAACAGCAUCGUCUUCACCGCGCCUAGUCAGAAGCCGGGUGUGUAUACUCUCCGGCAGCUGUGUGCGACGCUGGGCCAAGUACAGUUCAUUCUGCCACAUCUUUACCCUGUGGUUCAGUAUGAGGUUUACUCUCAGGAGCCUCAGCUCAGCAUCCAGCCGCUCACAGAGCACCUGUUGGCCGGUCUGCCGCAGCAGGUGAAGUUCACUAUCCUGACGGGUCACUAUUCGGUGAAGAAGGGCGACGCUCUUCAGCUCAGUAACACUGACUCCAUGCCUGUGCUGCACUCGUCCACAUGCAGCGCCCGCAUCCUCAGCAGCAGCGCAGAGCUGCUGGCUGAAAGUGCUCUGUCCAUCCAGUCGUCUGAGAAGGUGACGAGCAUCUCUCUUCCGGUGACGCCGCCGUAUCACACGCUGGAGUUCCUGCUGGAGGUUCUGUGUCAUAUCCCAUCAUGCCCUGCGCGGAUGGAGAGCGAGCGGCUCACUAACGGACAGAUCAGUCGCCGCAGCCGAACACGCUUCAACAGCGGCAUGACCCUCAUCGACCAGAAGGUGUCUGUCGACUGUCCCUGGUCCAUUUACUCCACGCUGGUCUCUCUGACCUUCCAUGUGCCCUUUAAAGUCAAACACUCGCUGCUGUCUGCAGGACGGAGGAAGUUCAUCCAGGUUUGUCUUCAGAAUGUAUCGGACACUAACUUUCGUCUGACCAAUCAGACACACAUUCAC
Molecule: messenger RNA, 2964 nt
Organism: Sinocyclocheilus grahami
Lineage: Eukaryota; Metazoa; Chordata; Actinopteri; Cypriniformes; Cyprinidae
Product: trafficking protein particle complex subunit 10
Exons: 19
Biological process (GO): early endosome to Golgi transport; intra-Golgi vesicle-mediated transport
Cellular component (GO): TRAPPII protein complex
Source: RefSeq, a predicted model, not a curated record